Molecule: messenger RNA, 990 nt
Organism: Dermatophagoides pteronyssinus (European house dust mite)
Lineage: Eukaryota; Metazoa; Arthropoda; Arachnida; Sarcoptiformes; Pyroglyphidae
Cellular component (GO): myosin II complex
Molecular function (GO): calcium ion binding
Source: RefSeq, a predicted model, not a curated record
UAUAUUGUUGUGAGCUAUAUUGACAAAUAAUAUUGUUGCGCGCAUAUUCUUUUUGAAAAAAUUCUUGAUUCUUGCAGUUAGAUUCUUUCAUAUUUUGUUGUUUUCUUUGUUAAUCACAUCAAAUUUAACGACUGCUCUGUUUAUUUUUGAUCCAGGAAAAAAAUCAUCAUCAUCAUCAUCAAUAACCGUUUUUUUAAUAAUACUCAAAAUGGAUUCCGAUUACGUAUUCGAAGAUGAUGACGAUAUUAAUAUUAAUAAUGAUGAUGUUGAUGAUGAAAACGAUGAUGAUGUGGAAUUUCAAGAGCAGAAUCAAGAUGAAUCAUGGAGCGAUAGCUCUAGUGUAGAGAAUUCUGGUAAAAAUAAACGAAAAUCUUGUUCGAAAAAGAAAAAAUCAACAACAAUCAAAUCAUCAUCAUCAUCAAAAAUAACAAAUCGAAAAAAUUCAAAAAAAAUGUCCACUUCAUCGAUCAAUCCAGAAUAUAUUGCCGAUAUUAAACAAACAUUUAAACGUUUUGAUACUGAAAAUCAAGGACGUUUCGAUAUUAAACAAUUAAAAUUUGCAAUGCGUGCAUUAGGAUUUGAACCGAAAAAAGAAGAAGUACAACGUAUUUCCGAAGAAUAUAAUAAAGAUGGUUUUAUUCUUUAUAAUGAUUUUGAACAAUUAAUGAUCAAAAGAAUAACAGAGAAAAAUGUUAAUGAUGAAAUUAUGAAAGCAUUUCAAUUAUUUGAUACAAAUCAAACGGGUAAAAUUACAUUCGAUGAUUUAAAACGUGUUUCAAAUGAAUUGGGUGAAAAAAUUACCGAUGAUGAACUAAUGGAAAUGAUACAGGAAGCUGAUUUGGAUGGUGAUAAAGCUGUUGAUUGUCAAGAAUUUCUUCGUAUAAUGAAAAAAACAUUUCUCUAUUGAUCUUUUUUGUUUUUCUCUAAUUGUUUGUUUUAUUAUUAUUAUUAAUUAUAUUCAAUCAGUAUUUUUCCGAAUGAAAAUUUCAA